CACAAUAUCCACUUCUGCCGUCUUUGAAUAUUUAACAUUCUUGUUAAAACUCGACUGCUUUUAAACACUCCGCUACAUCUUGAGCGCGCAAGUUAGUAUCCGUAAGAUUGAUUUUUCGAGGAGUCGUAUAGUUUUGGACGUAUCGAUUUGAAAAUACCCCAUUUGAAAUGUAUACCAAUAACGCGAAAAACAAAAUUCGUGACCGUUUUCAAGAAAUCAGAGACAAGAUCGACGUUGCAGAUGAUAGAGCAGACAACGCUUUGGACGUGCUCAAAGAGGCGAAAAGAAAGGCAGAUGAGCUCGAAUUGGACCGCGACUCAUGCAAGAGGAAAAUUGAACUUGCCAAAGCAACUUUGACGGAGAGGAACAACGAGCUGAAGAAAAAGCUCAAAAAGCUGGAAGACCUAGAAGAUAAAGACAAGGUCGAAAGCGAACUUGUAAAGACCCUUGAAAAUAUUGAACUGGAUGGGGACGAGAAGUUAAACAGCUUGGAGAAGCAGUUACAGAAGAUUAGCAACAUCGCUGACAAAAAGGAAUCGGAGAACAAAGAAUCAACGCUACGCCUGGAACAGUUGGAGAGUGAACUUGAAAAGGUAAGAAUUUAUCACAACGCGCCCAAGCCUGGUUAGCGCUACGAAACUGUUUCGGCUUUACAUGUUGAAUAGAAACAAUGACUUAACUAGCAGUGUUAAGCUUUUAUUUGAGUAAUUCAGUGCUUAGUUUUACCAAAACCAGCCGUUCUCGUAGACAAAAGAGGCGAUGCUGGCACCCAAGAGAAUUGCCUCAUCUGAUAGUUAAGUACCUCACAAAGAAAUGACGUGCUCCUUUAAGAUUACAUGCAAAUGAUUACACGAAACCCUCCCACAGCGAGUCAUGUCCGACAAAAUGUAUUUUUUUCACGCGUCAUUUCUUCGCUCCGAGGGAACUAAUGUUUUUAGAUUUACCGAACCGAAUAAAUAGAUAACUAAGUGAGGGCUCUUUACUCGGUUAUUCGACUCUUCCUAUCGUUUUUCUUUUAGACGCUUUUAAACGUACGACUUAGAAAUAAUUUCCGUUGCAUUCCCACGAUCACAGCUUCGUUCUUUCUCUGCGGGAAGCGAAACUUAUCCCGACUGUUAUAAAUAAAUUUUGCAAGCAAUACACUUUUUAUGUCUUGCCAACUUCUUUGCCCUGUUUUGGCAACUCACUCCGAUCUGAACUUGGGAAAUUCAGUGUUACUGAAGCACUUUUUGUACAAUUGAGACAGUUGCUGCCGGCAUCAAAACGAAUAUAACAUUUAGGAAAAACUCCACGAGAUAUUGCGACAUUGGACUAUACCGGAACUAUUUCACAUACUACGACUACCCGUAUAUUUCUCGGCUCCGUAAGCAAAAUUUUUCAAACCUAACUGUCCAAAGAAAGACAUCGGGGUAAAACUUCCGCACAGCCCCAUACUAUUGUAAAACAAAUCUGUUUUCCCAAUGGCAAUGUAUUGUUUUCUCUAUCCAAGAACUAAAUGCAUAAUGUAGGAUGGGGCUGUGCGGAAAUUUUGCUGACAUCAGUUUUUGGGACUGACGUCAGUAUGAAACAAUUGCGUAUAUAAUUAGUUUAUCCUGGAUAAGAUUCAUAAGCAUAAAACACAAAAGCAAAUGAAUGCAUUUUGAACUUAGCAUUCAUUGACGCUCGCGUGUUCUGUCUCGACCAUCUACCUCGCUAAAAAUUAUGUAGGACGUUCGUGAUCUGAUGAAUGAGGCACGUUUCUUGAUGAAAAAUUUGCUUUCCGGGUGUUUAGGAACAGGUCUCUUCCAUUCGUCAUCAGUGGCGAAUCCAGACCUUGAGCUAAGGAAGCGGGGGGGCGGUUUUUUUGUCGCUUGCCUUGCUGGGUCCCUCCCCCAAGAUCCUCCAAUGGUUAUCGUAUUGCUUUUAACUCUCUUUGGCAAUCACCUGCUUUCCUUGACCUUUGCAGGUGUUCAGAAGAGAAGGCGACGCUUUGGAGAAAGCUGAAAAACUGCAAGAAUGUAUUCAGCUAGCAAGGAGCCAAAUGGACGGACUUAAGGAAAGAGAAGAGGGAGCUUACGAAAGGGAAGACGAAAGCGAAAAAAAGCUGACCUUCCUCACACAAGAACUGCACACCAAGGCCUCAGAAGCGGAGGAAAAAGAGCGACAAGUCAAUAAUUUAACACUCUACCGAGACAGGAUUAAAGCCGAGAUUCAGGAAGAGAGGAAAAAGAUCCAAAAGACACAAGCCGAGAUAGACAGCCUUGAUGACUUAACAGACGAUUUCUAAUGAUAUUCAUUAAAAAAAUCGCACAACAAGAAAACAUGUAUGCUGCAAAGUCAGAUUUAGACUCAGAGAAAAUUUAAAUUAAUGCACUUUAGACGCUGAAGUUACCAGUCGAAGUGAGGAUUACGUAUUCAGAGUAAUCUCACUUCCCAAAGAGUGAUGCUUUCAGAGAAAAACGCGGAUUGUGUUGAAAUAUUCCAGAAAAGUCCGGGACAUGUAGAGUAUACUACAUAAAAUGCCUUUCAUUUUUAAGCCUGCUGUCCAGACAGUAAACAUAGCGGUAGGCUCAAGAAGCAAAAAGUCAUGUUACUGGAGAGCUGUUCCUAAUAUAAUGGUAAACAUUUUGAUAAAAAACUGUGCUUGCGUGGAAAUAUUUUUUGAAAACUCGAAGAAAAAAAGUAUGAUUCAAUUCACUAAGACUCUCCCAAAUACUUAAAAAUACUCAGACUAAUGCUAACACAAUGCCCAGUAAUCGCGAUGAUUAUGCUGUCUAAAGUUCCGGAG
Molecule: messenger RNA, 2767 nt
Organism: Pocillopora meandrina
Lineage: Eukaryota; Metazoa; Cnidaria; Anthozoa; Scleractinia; Pocilloporidae
Source: the annotation of a GenBank genome assembly